AUGAUUGAAGAGGUUAUUGACCUUGAGGAAGAAAAAGAAAUUAUACUAGAAACAUCAUAUCUAGAAACGUCGUUUUUAAACCAUCAUCUCAGCGGUUGUAGAUUUUAUAAUAAUGGGGAUUUAGUAAUAGGUGCACAAGUAUUAUUUCUUGGAGAAACCUAUUACAAAAUAUUUAUUUUCUCUUCAGAUCUUCAUAAACAAUCCUGGGGAUUUCCUUUUCGAGCCUCUCAUUUAUAUGAAAGAGAUUAUAAUAAUCGAUUUGUGUUGGGAACUUACAAAAGUCAAAAAUUUUAUGAAAAACUUGAAUUUGAGGCAAAAAUACCGAAUAUAGAAAAUUUAUAUAAGGAAAUAUGUGGAUGUAAAAAAAAUUCACCAACAAAACCUAAUCCAGAUUCGCAAGAAUCACCAUUUAUUUCUGAAACACUCAAAAGAAUCGCUAAAUUGAAUGAGGAAACAGAUAGUAAGAAAGAUACAGAUAUAAAUAAGAUACUUGAAGAAAUUCAUAAGAUAUUUAAGAAUAGAGGAUACAAUUUAUAA
Molecule: messenger RNA, 537 nt
Organism: Dentiscutata erythropus
Lineage: Eukaryota; Fungi; Glomeromycota; Glomeromycetes; Diversisporales; Gigasporaceae
Source: the annotation of a GenBank genome assembly